AACAAAGAAGCAGGGAGGAGAACGGCAGUAAGGAGUUAGAGAAGAGAGUGAAGUGCAUGUGAAAGAGGGAGGAGAGGAGAGGAGAAUGGCAAUGCUUUGUGCCUCAUCUUCUUUUACUACUUCAACAAAACCCUCUUCUUCUUACUCAACAAAGAAUGGAACUAGUAUUAGUCCCAGCCCUUUUGUUGUUGGGUUCUCUUUUUCACAGUCAUGGUUUUCUUUGAGUAAUAGCAGGCGUGGUUUCGAGGUUCGGUGCGAGAAGAAAGACAAGAGCGUCGCCACUCGCGUUCCUCUUGACCAACGCUGGUUGUUUGAAGAAUCUGAAAUUAAUGGCCCUGAUAUUUGGAAUACGACAUGGUAUCCUAAAGCUGCAGAUCAUAUUAACACAGAGAAAACUUGGUACAUUGUUGAUGCAACUGACAAGAUUCUUGGAAGACUGGCAUCAACAAUUGCCAUUUACGUUCGUGGAAAGAAUUUGGCCACUUACACUCCUAGUGUGGACAUGGGGGCUUUUGUGAUUGUGGUAAAUGCUGAGAAAGUUGCUGUAUCUGGUAAGAAGAGGACCCAAAAGUUAUACAGGAGGCAUUCAGGAAGACCAGGCGGUAUGACAGUGGAGACAUUUGAUCAGCUACAACAGAGGAUUCCAGAAAGAAUUAUUGAACAUGCUGUUCGUGGUAUGCUUCCUAAAGGAAGGCUUGGCAGAGCAUUGUUCAACCACCUUAAGGUUUACACAGGCCCAAUUCAUCCGCAUGAGGCUCAGAAGCCAAUUGAGCUGCCGAUAAGGGACAAAAGAAUACAGAUGGAGAGAUAGAUUUGCUUCACAACCCUGGCUUUAGAUAUGGCUAGCGAUCGAUCUUUGUCCAAUGUUUACCAUGGUUGCAGGAUGAGUUUUAGCUUUAUGCAUAGCUUUCUUAUGAAGAUAAGCUUUUCAUUCAUGUUUCUCUUUGAUAAUAGAGGUUAUUGGUGGUGGUGUUGCUUGUCUUUUGCCAAGGUUCAGUGCGGAAUCAAGGAAGUAUAUUUUGUAGGUUUCUGUUGUUUCGGAUGUAUUUUAGCUGGAUCUACAAUUUAUUUUGUAUCACUGGUUUUUUAUUUGCUUAAAUGAAAGGAGUAGAUCGCUUCCGACUA
Messenger RNA from Populus trichocarpa (black cottonwood), 1125 nucleotides. Its product is annotated as 50S ribosomal protein L13, chloroplastic. Bases 86 to 811 code for a protein of 241 amino acids. The record is from RefSeq and is a predicted model, not a curated record. Gene Ontology annotation, molecular function: structural constituent of ribosome; mRNA binding. The transcript has 4 exons. Gene Ontology annotation, cellular component: cytosolic large ribosomal subunit; ribosome. NCBI's taxonomy places the organism in Eukaryota, Viridiplantae, Streptophyta, Magnoliopsida, Malpighiales, Salicaceae. Gene Ontology annotation, biological process: translation; negative regulation of translation.